AUGAGCAAUGUCGUAGAUGAUCAUGAAUUCCAGAAUGAGGAGUCUAAUUGUGAAUCUAGCAUGGAUGCCGACAAAGUUGCAGCUACAGAUUUAGAUGAUGAUGGAAGGCCCAGAAGAACUGGGACGGUGUGGACGGCAAGCGCGCACAUAAUAACAACGGUGAUAGGGUCAGGGGUGCUGUCAUUGGCGUGGGGAGUGGCGCAGCUGGGAUGGGCAGCUGGAGUUUUCACCAUCCUCGUCUUCGCCUGCAUCACUUUCUACACUUCCAGUCUCCUUGCUGAUUGCUACAGGUCCCCCCAACCCCUGUCUGGUUCACGGAACUACACUUAUAUGCAGACUGUCAACUCCUACCUAGGUGGAGCGAUGUCCUUCGCUUGUGGAUCAGUUCAAUAUGCCAACCUCACUGGGAUGAUAAUUGGUUACACUAUCACUGCAUCCCUCAGCAUGGUGGCCAUAAGGAAAUCGAAUUGCCACUACAAGAGAGGGCGGGAGGCAGAAUGCAGGUACUCCGGCAAUCCGUAUAUAAUAGGGUUGGGUGUUUUUGAAAUUUUCCUGUCUCAGAUCCCAAACUUUCACAAGCUGGCAUGGCUCUCCGCCAUUGCCGCCCUCAUGUCUUUUGGAUAUGCCUCUAUUGGCACCGGACUUACCAUUGCAAAACUCAUCUCAGGGCAAGGAAAGAGGACGUCCCUAAAAGGAUCAGAAGUAGGAGCGAACUUAUCUGCAGCUCAGAAAACUUGGAGCAUGUUCAGAGCAUUCGGAGACAUUGCAUUUGCUUUCACUUAUUCCCAAAUUCUUAUCGAAAUCCAAGACACACUAAAAUCCUCACCGCCGGAAAACAAAGUGAUGAAGAAGGCUAACCUGAUCGGGGUGUUAACGACGACGACAUUCUAUGUGAUGUGCGGUUGCUUCGGGUAUGCUGCAUUUGGGAGCAACGCGCCAGAGAACAUGCUCACCGGGUUUGGAUUCGACGAGCCCUUCUGGCUGAUCGACUUGGCUAACGUUUUCAUUGUGGUGCACCUAGCUGGAGCAUACCAGGUAAAUGCGCAACCAGUAUUUAGCGCGUUCGAGUCGUGGGCUAGCACAAGGUGGCAUAAGUCGAAGUUUGUAAAAUAUGAGUAUCCAAUAAGCAUUGGUAAGAUCAACUUGAGGAUCAGCUUGUUAAGGCUAACCUGGAGAAGUGCAUUUGUUGCGACGGUGACAAUGGUGGCUAUGGCGCUGCCCUUCUUCAACGAAAUCAUCGCACUCCUCGGGGCGAUCGGGUACUGGCCAAUGACGGUGUACUUCCCUGUGGAGAUGUGCAUUGCGCAAAAGCAAAUCAAGCGGCGAACAUUCCGGUGGGUCGGGUUGCAGGUGCUCAACUUGGCAUGCUUGCUCCUGGCCGUGGCUGCUGCCUGUGGUUCAAUCCAGGGCCUCAAUGAGGCCUUCCAUACCUACAAACCCUUCAAGUCUAAGGAAUAA
Molecule: messenger RNA, 1458 nt
Organism: Malania oleifera
Lineage: Eukaryota; Viridiplantae; Streptophyta; Magnoliopsida; Santalales; Ximeniaceae
Product: amino acid permease 8-like
Exons: 7
Coding region: 1-1458 (485 amino acids)
Cellular component (GO): plasma membrane
Source: RefSeq, a predicted model, not a curated record